Messenger RNA from Trichobilharzia regenti, 1797 nucleotides. Lineage: Eukaryota; Metazoa; Platyhelminthes; Trematoda; Strigeidida; Schistosomatidae. The record is from the annotation of a GenBank genome assembly.
GACGCAAACACAACCACGCAAAUACAGCACCCGACAGCACGCACCCAAGGACAAUUCAAACUCCAAUUGACCGCCACCAUUCUAGCCAAUGAAAGACGAAAAAAAAUUAUUCGCGGAAAAUAUAACACGAGACAACCUAUAUACUCACCCAAAGAUUAUAGAUGUCCGAGACAAAUGCCCCUGUUAUAAGUCCAAUAAAAAGUUUUUUGGCUGGUGGGUUCGGAGGUGCCUGCUGUAUUACAAUUGGUCACCCAUUUGACACUAUAAAGGUUUGCUUUGUAUAUAUUAAUCAUAGUUCUUAUUAAAUUUAACUACAUGUUAUUCUUGUGUAGAAGUUUUAUGUGACCACUUUCGUCAGGAAGUCAUUAGUUUUUUAAUAUACGAAUACGCAGACCUUACCUCGCACUCUAAUGUUAUUGAUAGAUUGGGAUUUUCAUACUUUGUACAUAUUCUACAGUCGUUUCAACAUGCUCUUUUCAUGAUGAAAGUUAAUUUUCGAGCAAAACCUUGCAACUAGAGCUGUGUCAGACUGCAGACAAUGCCUCAUGUCAGGGCAGGAUCAACACCUUUAUAUUAUGGAACUGUUGAUUGUAUUAAGAAAACUGUAGCUGCAGAUGGCAUCUUAGGUCUGUACAAGGGUAUGGCGGUACCUGUUGCUGGAGUCGCACCUGUAUUCGCCACCUGUUUCUUCGGGUACAAUCUAGGCAAAAAGAUUUUCGCCAAAGAUCCUAUGAACUUAAGAAAACAUGAACUUCUGUUGGCGGGGAUGUUCUCCGGUAUUUUUACUACCGCAAUUUUAGCUCCAGGAGAACGCAUUAAAUGUCUUUUGCAGGUUCAGUCUAAUUCUUGUGGACCUGUGAAGUAUAAGGGACCGGCUGAUGUUUUCCGUCAGUUGUAUCGCGAAGGUGGACUUCGGAGUAUUUACAAAGGGACAGCUGCAACUCUCUUACGAGAUAUUCCUUCGUCUGGAGUAUAUUUUCUGACUUAUGAAUGGAUAAAGGAACUACUACGAAAUCCAUACGCCAAUAAUGAAUUGGGUGUUGGAAAGACGCUCUUCGCCGGUGGAAUGGCAGGUGUCUUCAACUGGGUGGUAGCUAUUCCUCCAGAUGUUUUAAAAUCUCGUUUACAGAGUGCCCCUGAAGGCACCUAUCCAAAUGGCAUUCGAUCAGUAUUCUCUGAACUUAUUGCAAGAGAAGGAUUUUUCGCUCUCUACCGAGGAGUCACUCCUGUUAUGCUUCGUGCAUUUCCUGCAAAUGCGGCAUGUUUCCUUGGUUACGAAGUUGCUCUAAAGUUCUUGGACUAUGCAUUUCCAAAUCUGUAAAAUAACUCACUCACUCACUACUGCUCAGAUUAUUACUUCCAAACAGAGAAUCGUUGUCAUCGAACCGUUAGUUACUAGCUAUCAUCAAUCGACUGCCUUUCCAUUUCAUACUUUGUAUUAUCUUUUCUUCCUGAAAAUCUUGAAAUACGUCAUCAUGGUUGUGAUAGUCAUUUAUGAUAAUAAUCGAUUCAGUUUGUAAAGUUACUGACGUUGUUUUACAAUACAAUACACUUUAUAUGAUCAGGCAUACUUUUAGAGGUUUGGCUGUGUAGUGUAUGGAAGGUGUGUUUUCAUUCUGUCUUUCUAAAAUCUUAUGACGAUUGUCGUUGUAUUUGAAAAAAAAUAAAAUCAAUACUGUUACUAGGAAGAGUAUUCUGGAUAAGAAAUGUAACAACAGCUUAUUUGUAGGCUGCACUGCAGACUUUUCGUUUUGACUUCAAUAGGAAGGCAUUUCUGGUUUUUUCCCUUCAUUAUUA